UUGUUUUCACUUUGUUGGGAUACAAGUGGCAAAUAACGUGUGACUGUUUUUGAGUGUUAAAAACCAGCGAGCUUCUUCAUAAAACCACACAUCCUCUCUUCACUUCUCACAAACCAUGGAAACUGCAACCCUUCCAUGGAAACAUCGCUUACUCAUUGCCCUCCUUUCCACCCUCGCCGACGCCUCUCGACGCUCCGACGCCACCAUCAACCGCCGCCUCUUCAGCCUCACCGACCGCAAGGCCCCCGCUAUCCCCACCUCCGUCCACGCCCUCUCCUCCUCCGACGUCACCGUUCACGCCGCCCGCAACCUCUGGUUCCGCCUCUUCAUCCCCUCCUCCUCCGCCGCCUCCCUCCCCGUCAUCGUCUACUUCCACGGCGGCGCCUUCGCCUUCUUCGCCGCGGACUCCGCCCCCUACGACGCCGUCUGUCGCCUCCUCUGUCGCUCCCUUAACGCCGUCGUCGUCUCCGUUAACUACCGCCUGGCACCCGAACACCGUUACCCCGCGCAAUACGACGACGGUGUCGACGUCCUGAAAUUCCUCGACCAAAACGGCGCCGUUUUGCCUCGUUCCGCUGACGUCAGCAAGUGUUUUUUGGCGGGGGAUAGCGCGGGUGCCAACCUGGCACACCACGUGGCGGUUCGGGUUUCCAAAGAGGGGCUCCGAACCGUGAAUGUCAUCGGGUUGGUUUCGGUUCAACCCUUUUUCGGAGGAGAGGAGCGGACCCAAUCCGAAAUUGAAUUGACCCGGGUUCCGAUUAUUUCGGUGGAUCGGUGCGAUUGGCACUGGAAGGCGUUUUUGCCGAAUGGGUUGGGCCGGGACCAUGAAUCGGUUAACGUGAGUGGGCCCAAUGCGGUGGAUAUUUCGGGCCUGGAUUACCCGAAUACGAUUGUGUUUAUGGGUGGGCUUGACCCGUUGCGCGAUUGGCAAAGGAAGUAUUAUGAGUGGUUAAGGAAAUCGGGGAAGAUGGCUGAGUUAAUCGAUUAUCCAAACGCCAUUCACGCUUUUUACUUGUUUCCUGAUUUGCCUGAGACUUCUUUCUUUGUUUCUCAAGUGAAGGAGUUUAUGAUCAAGCAAAUGUCCAAUGUGAACUGAAGCUUAUUAUUUUGGUAAUUUAAUUACUAGUCCAUGUAAUGAUUUGUAUUUUCAACAACUUUCUUCUCUUAUAUAGAAAAUGUGAGCUAUAAUGUUUCCUA
Molecule: messenger RNA, 1197 nt
Organism: Cajanus cajan (pigeon pea)
Lineage: Eukaryota; Viridiplantae; Streptophyta; Magnoliopsida; Fabales; Fabaceae
Product: putative carboxylesterase 18
Biological process (GO): pollen tube growth
Molecular function (GO): carboxylic ester hydrolase activity
Source: RefSeq, a predicted model, not a curated record